GAGGACGGCGAGUUGAACCAGCUGAAUUGGCUAGAGAAGUGAGCGAGGAGAGCGGAAUGGGGAAAUUUCAGUCCAAACACGCAGCAUGCAAGAGAAGAGAAAAUCCAGAAGGGGACAGCUUUGUGGUGAACUCCUACGUGGGCAACCGCAAAGGUUUGGAAGAAGGAGACAGGUUUGGAGUCAGCGAGCACAGAGCGCGAGACAAACAGGAGCUACUGAAUGGGGAACUAAAAGAGGGACAUUUUCGGGAGGAUCAAUGCCCCCUGGAGGUUGCUCUUCCUCCUGAGAAGGUAGAAGGAUGUGAAGGCUACGUACAGCCUUUUAAUCUAGAAGAUGGAGAAAAAAAUGCCAAUAAAGACAUAAACCGAGGAAUGGGGAAGAAGCGGUUAAAUAUUGAUGAACUUCAAUGCGAUGUCUCAGUAGAAGAUGACAAUCGUCAAGAAUGGACAUUUACCCUGUAUGAUUUUGACAACAGUGGAAAAGUAACCAAAGAGGACAUGUCCAGCUUGAUGCACACCAUUUAUGAAGUUGUAGAUGCUUCAGUCAACCACUCUUCCACCAACAGCAAGACCCUCCGGGUGAAACUGACUGUGAGUCCUGAACCUUCGAGCAAGAGGAAGGAGGGACAUCCAGAUCGAGAAGCUAUUCGAUGUAAAACCGAAGGCGAACACUCUGAAGAAAUGAGGAUUUCAGACAAGAGACUAUCUGCUCAUGUCAGGAAGUCAAACAAUGACCACCACCAUUACACCGUGCGUGAGCAGUACUGUGUUGAUGAAAAUACCGAGAGAAGGAACCACUAUCUUGACCUUGCUGGAAUUGAGAACUACACUUCAAAAUUUGGGCCAGGCUCCCCUCCGGCGCAGCCCAAACAAGAACACCACGGCAGAGCCUCCCAUUCCCAGAACAGGUCCCGCUCCCAGGAGUCCGAGGCUCACGUGGUGCACCAUCGGAGGUCCCAGGUGCUCGCCGAUUACGCGGUCCCCCUGGCGGCUGAACCCACCCCGAGGGUCCUGGAGAUGCAGCAGAGGCUCAAAGGCCAGGAGAAGCAGUUCCUGAAGUCGCCCAAAGGCUCUGGCAAGAUGCCGGCCGUGACGGGUGGCAGCGGGGGUGGGAAGCCGGGGAAAGCGUUUAACUAUUACAUGCCCGCCGCCCCCUCCCCGGCCGCCCAGGAUGUGUACCACCUCCAGCAGCAGCCGCACGCUCACAAGAAGUACCGGCAGAAGGCGAAGGACUCGCACUCCCCGCUGAAAGCCACUCACUCCCAGCCCGCCGUCCUGGAGCAUGAGGUGAUCCGGGAUUUACCCCCUGUGCUAACCAACGAGGGCUACGUCAUUCCCGUCAUUCAGAGACACGAGCAUCACCACCACCACGAACAUCACCACCAUCACCACUAUCACCACUACCACCAGUCCUGAGGGAGGACCCGAGCUUCCGUUCUGAGUCAACCCCGGGGACUCGGUCUCCAGGAAUGGACGAAAGAGAGUGGGGGGGACGGCGAGGACCGGGUCAGAAGGGAAAGGGGAGAGUGUAUUCAUCUGUUUACUAAUUAUAGCAUUGGGGUUCUCCUUCCUUCUGAAAUGAAGCACUGGCACACAUGCAAAAGUGCUCAAUUUAUUAUUGCUUUUCACUAAAAAACAAA
Gracilinanus agilis (Agile Gracile Mouse Opossum) is the source of this 1639-nucleotide messenger RNA. RefSeq names its product NKD inhibitor of WNT signaling pathway 2 (gene NKD2). The record is from RefSeq and is a predicted model, not a curated record. Bases 57 to 1415 code for a protein of 452 amino acids. Gene Ontology annotation, molecular function: calcium ion binding. Gene Ontology annotation, cellular component: cytoplasm. NCBI's taxonomy places the organism in Eukaryota, Metazoa, Chordata, Mammalia, Didelphimorphia, Didelphidae. Gene Ontology annotation, biological process: negative regulation of Wnt signaling pathway. The transcript has 10 exons.